AUGGGCCUGGCGACCAGUACUCCAGGAUUCACUAAGAGAUUAUGGCCGAGGUCAGGAGUGGACACGGGGGAAGUUACAGUACGACCGGCCAGCGAGUGGCUGAGGUCUGCGCAGGCCCUUCUCCGCACCCCCGGCAAGCAGGCGGGCAAGGCCCCCCGAGCCCCCACCGAGUCCACAAAGAAGACAAAGCUACUGAGGGGCGGGCUAGCUGAGAGGUUAUAUCGACUGCAGAACAGAGAAAGAUCUGCCAUUAGCUUUUGGAGGCAUCAGUGUAUUUCAGAUGCUAAAACUGCAUCAGAUAAAUCUGGUGUCUUAAUUGUGAAGAUCUUAGAAGUGUUUGAGGAGUGUACAAUACAAGUUGCCAUCUGCCAGCAGCUGGAACAGUCUCCUGCUAUGCUUUCAUCUGAGGAUGUUGUCAUCAAUGCAGGAGAACCAAUACUCAAAGUCCUCUUUGCGAGAGAGACAGCAGCUCACCUGAAGAGCAGGCCACAGGAUGUCAUCCACAUCUACCCUCCAUGGUUAUGCCUCCUUGUCCAGGAUGCCUAUGGUAUGUUCAGUGAAGUGCAGUUGCAGUCCCUGACUUUUGCAGAUGACAUUGAGCAGUAUUGCAGGAGAUGGGAAGGAAAAUUCUGCUGCUUAGCUGGAAUGAAAAUUUUGCAAAGAACUACAAGAGGAAGGGCGUUAGGACUUUUUAGUUUGAUAGACAGCCUGUGGCCUCCAGUAGUGCCUGUAAAAGUUGCUGGACAAAGUCAAGCCUCUGAAACGAUGACAACUAAUCUUCCUCCUCCCAGCUUCUGUUAUAUUCUUACUGCUCAGUCUGGUGAGAUACAUGUGGAAGUGGAUGAGGAAGAACAGAUUUCUAAUUUGUACCAGCCACCAGCUGUUCAUGGUCUAAAGGAAAUUCUUCAGAUCAAUGGUUGUAAUGAACGUUGUAGCUUUUGGGCGCAAGUGCUGUAUCUAAGGCUGCAGACAAAACACAGUGUUCCUAUAAAUCAAAGAGAGAUUUCGUUGUUUGUGACUGACUCUACAUUGCAAAAUGUGGUUCAUAUGAUUCCAAAAGUUGUUGCUGUGUCAGUUGCUGCAUCUUGUGUUCUCAGUACGGAAAUCACAGAAGCUCUCAGUGUUGCCUCGCGACUCGUCUUCUUCAAGGAUGUGCUGUGGGGAAAUGGUAGGAUUAUUUGUGUCGAACGUACUGUUCUCUUAUUACAAAAGCCUCUUUUGUACUCGACUGCCGGUGCUGACCUCAGUGAGCUGACUGGCCCUGUCAGACUCGAUGAGCUGGAUUCUACAACACAGGCCAACUCCAUUUGUGCUGUAAAAGGUAUUGUUGUUGGAGUUAAUGAGAGCACUGCUUUCUCCUGGCCUACAUGCGACAGAUGUGGCAAUGGAAAGUUGGAACUGUGUCCCCAGGACAGAGGAUUGCUAUAUUGCAACCAGUGCUCUGAAGUUGUCAUUUCACCGGUUUUGAAAAUGCAGCUGGAAGUCUUCUUGAGUUGUCCAUCUCGAUCUCAAAGUACAGUAAAAGUAAAGCUGUUACAAAGGACAAUCUCUUCUCUCCUGAAGUUCUCUGCCAAUGAGGAUGGGAGUUAUGAGGUGCAGAGCGUGCUGGGAAAGGAGGUGGGGUUAUUGAACUGCUACGUCCACUCCGUAACCAGCCACCCCAACUGUGUUGCACUGGAGGAAAUUGUUCUUCUGGAAGCAGCAGCAAGACACUGA
Haliaeetus leucocephalus (bald eagle) is the source of this 1716-nucleotide messenger RNA. RefSeq names its product scaffolding protein involved in DNA repair (gene SPIDR). Bases 1 to 1716 code for a protein of 571 amino acids. Gene Ontology annotation, biological process: regulation of establishment of protein localization to chromosome; double-strand break repair via homologous recombination. NCBI's taxonomy places the organism in Eukaryota, Metazoa, Chordata, Aves, Accipitriformes, Accipitridae. The record is from RefSeq and is a predicted model, not a curated record. Gene Ontology annotation, cellular component: nuclear chromosome; nucleoplasm. The transcript is spliced from 13 exons.